CUCACAUUGCACGAUGAAGCAAUACACGAUUCUAUGGCCUCUUUUGCUGCUGCAUGUUUGUAAAAUUGCUGCUAUCAACCAACCUACGGGAAUCGCUAGUAGUAGAAGCUACUACCAAAAGCGGGGUUUAGUCUCGUCAAGAAAUGCUCAAAGUCGGAAGCAGAGAAGUCUAGCCUCGGAGUUCACCAUUCCAACAGAUGGGAUGGAACCAUCUCCGGAGUCAAACGAUUUAUCGAAGGCUAAUCUAUCAAGUAGCAGUUCAGAACAAAAAGCGACCUCGCGGCGAAAGAAGCUAAACGCCGAAGUUAUCAACGAGCUCGAAAUUCCGUCGUGGGUGACAUCAUCGUACGACGACAGCCGAGGACUCCGGCAACGAGGGAGCACGUUGUCUUGGAUGCCACGUGAAGGCGAAGUCGACGUAUACGUAACACCGACUAAUAGCACGAAGGAAUCCUCUCUAAAUUCUAUGUCGAUGACGUUGGAUCCCCUAUCGGCCCUUCGGUUGCUUCGAAUAGCGUUUGCUGGUUCCAUGGCUUUGGGAGCGGCGUUGUUGGGAACGCUUCGCUUUUUAGCACCCAUGAUUGUCGCUAGAAGAGGAUUGUACGCCAUGCUCACUCAUGGGCAGGAUUGGUAUCGUGGAAGGUACUUGCGCACCACUGUCGAGCGCAUUGAAGACGAAUUUUGGCGAUACUACGAAAUGCCGGCGGCGCUGCGUUCGCUAGCGCGGGCGGUUUCCCAAAUUCUCAUUUUGUUCCUACUGGGUAACGUCAUGGAAUCGAUGGUGGGAUUAUCCCACGCGCCGUGUUAUAUGACCAAUGGAGGAUGCCAUUCGUGGUGUGGUUUGUUGUGGAUCAUUGCCGUAAUUGGAACCGGACAUGCUUUCGGCGCGGCCAUGGCUGUGUGGGGUGGUCCGUUGCGAUUGCAACUGGAACCACAGUUGGCGAAAAGACGACCAUCUAGAACGCCACCCGGUCUUCAAAAGAUACUUAAGCAUCCCAGGCAACUGUUGCAGUGGUUGAGAGAUCCCGAACAGUGGAUUCGAGACGUUGCUCGUCAACGAAGGACGGUGCAGCCUCCUACUAAACCCUUCCAAACGGAUCCCAUGCUCUUCCCAGCAACCUGGGAACCGCUCACAAUCCUACAGAUGUUGGUGGUCUCCAGUGAAAUGAAUCACAAUCGCCAAAUUAUGCACAAGAUCAUGCGGCAACUGCUAGUGCAACAAGCAUUGGGGGACGAGUGGUAUCGAGUGCUGCUAUGCGAAAAACGGGUGGGCUUGGGAUUGAUUGUCAUGGGCUUUUACGCUCUAUCAUCGAUACGAUUGUUUUGGACGGUGGCCAACCAGAACAACGUGGCGGCAUUGUUUUUAAUGGGACCAUUAUUUGCCGUUGUAGUAUCCGGGUGGAUGCAUACUUAUAUUUACAUGGAGCGCCGCGAAAGCAAACGACGACAAAAAUUGAAUCAGUAUGGGCAUCUAAUCGACGAUGCCGACCGUACCGUGAAAGAGUGGGGGCAGGUAUUCGCAUAUCCGUCCAACUCGAUGUCUCAAUGGUUUCCUCAGUCGAUUUUGAGUUGA
Molecule: messenger RNA, 1573 nt
Organism: Phaeodactylum tricornutum CCAP 1055/1
Lineage: Eukaryota; Bacillariophyta; Bacillariophyceae; Surirellales; Neidiaceae
Exons: 1
Coding region: 14-1573 (519 amino acids)
Source: RefSeq, a predicted model, not a curated record